AUGGACGACGGCACUGCGAUUAAGGCAAAUAAGGACAAGCCGGUCAUUGUCAGGGUCAAAAGAAAAGCUUCCCAGUCUCUCCUCGAUGCUUUUUGGCUAGAGAUUAAUGAGAGGCCAAUAAAGCGCCCGCUGCUUGACUUUGAAAAGUUAUCAAUCUCUGGUUCUUCUUCUAGUAGAGUGGAGGAAUUGAAGACCAAAAAGGUUCUUGUACGCCAUGUGGAGACAGUAAUUACCUCGGAGGUCACUGUCGAUGUGCUACGAUCUUUUGUGCCUAAUUCAUCUGAUGCAUUGGAACUUAAAGAGAAAAAUGGAGGAAGAAGAUGCACUUUGAAGACGGAGAAUAAACAGGAGCAGUUGCUCGUCAAAGCAAGACAAAGGCAAGAGGUUUUAUCAAAAAAUGCUCGUUUUGAGCAAAUAUGGAGAAGCCGAAAGGGAAAGAAGGAAGCCGUAGAAGAUGAGGCAGUACAUGAAAUGUAUCGGCUCUAUGAUGUUGUUCGGGUUGAUGCAGAGAAGAAAGAGAAUGAAGUGCAACAGAAGGAGGAUACGGAAUUGGAGGACCACAGGAUGAUGGCUCAAUAUCUGCCUCUCCUAAGAGAUGUUUUACCAACUGCUGCUGUGGAGAUUGAAGAUGAUAUUAACAAUUAUGCUUCCAGACGAGCAUUUUCAGAUGAUUAUGUUUAUGAUUUUUAUGCUGUUAAGGGUGACGCCAACAUUACUGAGGCUGAUUCUGCAAGCCAGUUUCCUUUGGUUCAAGUUGACGAUGAUGAUACCUUCUAUAAUGGCCCAGAUGAUUCAGAAUAUGAAACUGAUGAUUCUAAUGCGGAGGACAAUCCACUCAAUGAGUAUCCGGAUGAAGAGACGUCUGAGGAUGGGGAUAUAAGCAGAUCAUCUGGUGAGAAAUCAGAGGCUGAGAGCAGUUCUUCCAAUAACCAAUCUGAAGAAUGCAAAAGUGGAAGUCAUACAUAUUAUAAUGAACACGAGGAUACAGGGCCAUAUGACUGGUCGGACAAUGCAGAUUCAUUGUUUGAAGAUGACAUGUACUUGGAUGGUGACUAG
Fraxinus pennsylvanica is the source of this 1056-nucleotide messenger RNA. The record is from the annotation of a GenBank genome assembly. NCBI's taxonomy places the organism in Eukaryota, Viridiplantae, Streptophyta, Magnoliopsida, Lamiales, Oleaceae.